AUGGACAACAACGGGGAAUCUGUUGGGGUUGAUUUGAACAAUCUUCACACUGAUUCAUCUGAUGAUGAUUAUAGUUGUGAGGAAUCGGUUGGAACAGAGUUGUCAAAUAGCCAAGCAUUUGUAGGUGAUAGUUUGGUGAGUUUAAAUUCCAUUACUUCGGAUGAAAUUCGUGCUAUGGAAUUUGGAACUGUGGAAGAAGCUUGUGAAUUUUAUUAUAAGUAUGGACGAUGUAAAGGUUUUGCCAUUAGGAAAAGCGAUGUUAAACGAGGAGGGCCCGAAGGUAACAAAAUAGUAGUGAUGAGGCAGUUUGUAUGUAACAAAAAUGGAUUAAGAGACAAGAAGCACUUGGCUAGGUCAGAUAGGAAAAGAAAACACCGAUGUACAACCCGCACUAGUUGCAAAGCUAGGCUCCAUGUGCACUACAAUAAGAAAAAUGGGAAAUAUGUUGUGUCAUUUUUUGAAGAGGCUCAUAACCAUGAGUUAACCCCGACAAAGUUUGUGCAUUUACACCCCGGAUAUCGACAUAUAUCUGAGGCAGAUAGAGCUCAAAUUGACAGUCUUCGAUCACAUGGUAUCCGAACGUGUCAUAUAAUGGGGUACAUGGUUGCCCAAAAGGGUGGAUAUAAUGAUGUUUGUUUUACAAAGAAAGACUUGUACAAUUAUUCCGACAAAAAAAUGCGUGAUGUUGUUAAGAAUGGUGAUGUUGUUGCUGCCCUAAAUUAUCUCAAAGUGAAAUCAUCUACGGAUCUUAUACUUUAUGCAGAAUAUUGUGUCAGUAGUGACGGAAGAUUGAAGUCACUUUUUUGGGCAGACGGCCCUAGUAGAUCGGACUAUACAUGUUUUGGGGAUGUUCUUGCAUUUGACACAACUUACAGGAAGAACAAAUACAAUUAUCCUUUGGUUAUAUUUUCUUGUUACAACCACCACUCACAGACUGUUAUAUUCGGUGCGGCAUUGGUGUCGGACGAAACGAUAGAGACGUAUAAGUGGUUGUUGAAGUGUUUCUUAGACUGCAUGGAAAACAAAUAUCCAGAAGCAGUUGUAACAGAUGGAGAUGGUGCUAUGAGGGAGGCUAUAAAACAAAUUUAUCCUGAUGCGACCCAUCAGUUGUGUGCUUGGAAUUUGAACAAGAAUGCAGGUGAAAAUGUAAAGAAGUCGCAAUUUUUGGAUGGUUUUAAAAAGGCAAUGUACUCAAAUUUUACAACAGAACAAUUUGAAGAAUUUUGGUGGGAGAUGGUUAAAGAGAAUGAACUUGAAGGAAAUGCUUGGGUUGCCAAAACAUAUGAGACCAAGUCACUUUGGGCUACUGCAUAUCUACGCGAUAAGUUUUUUGGUCGUAUAAGAACUACGUCACAGUGCGAAGCUGUCAAUGCUAUAAUCAAGUCUUAUGUAAGGAAGAAAGGGUGCAUUUUUGAAUUUAUGCAUAACUUUGAACAAGCUUUGAGGGAUUACAGAAAUAAUGAACUUGUUGCUGAUUUUAAAUCGAAGUUUUCAGAUCCAGUGUUGACAACUCAUCUUCGUCUGAUCGAAAGUGACGCUGCCAAAACUUAUACAGCAGAGAUUUUCAAAGAAAUAAAAGAAGAAAUAAUGAAGGCUGGUGCAUUAAUUGUAAAGGGGAGAUUAAUAAAAGGGGAACUGAGAGUUUAUACAUUGACAAAAUAUUGUGAGGAUGGAUAUGAAAGAGAGGUUGUGUAUGAUCCUUCAGGUGAAACAUUGCGGUGUUCGUGUAAAUUGUUUGAUUCUCGCGGAAUUCCAUGCUCACACAUGUUUUACGUCAUCAAAGAAGAGCAUAUGGAUCAUAUUCCGCGUACUGUGGUAUUGCCGCGUUGGACGAAGGAUGCCAAAAUUGGGUUUCUGAAUAUGGCUUUUUGCAAAGAAGUUUCAAAACAAAAUGGUGUCUAUGGGGAUGUAAUGGAUGACAUCCUGAAGCUGCAGAUAAAGUAUUGUAGUUCAGACGAACCAAUUGGGACGCAAAAUGCAUUUGUAGGUGAUCCAAUGGCAGUGAAGAGAAAAUGUGCUCCAAAGCGUAAAAAGAAUGAAUUCAAAACAAUCAGACACUGCAAAAAAUGCAACAGCACAGGUCAUGAUGCGAGGAAUUGUUCGGACAAACAAGACAGAACAUCUGAACAGAAUGAUGUGUUCGAGUCAAUGUCGUUAAAUGAUUCUUCAAGCCAAAUACUCAAGACAAAUAAAGGGAAAAGGAAAUCCAGCUGUAAUAUUAGCAUUAGCAGGGGAAAACAAUUUUCACGAACACGACAAAGUCAACGUGCUAAUGUUACAACUACACCACAAAGUCAAGGUGCUAGCGUUGCAACUACACCACAAAGUCGAGGUGCUAACAUUGCAACUACACCACAUAUGGAUGUUAGAAGCAGAAAUGUGGGUCCAAUGAUUGGACUUCAACCCUUGAUGCCGGUGGGACAAUCUGUAAUUCAUCAAAUGCCCAUGGGACAACCCAUGUACCCAAUGUAUGGAAUGCCUGUUUUGGAUACUACAUCGUGUUUCGGUCUGAUGCAACAUAUGAUGAAAUUCGGUGGUAAUCAAUGA
Molecule: messenger RNA, 2547 nt
Organism: Vicia villosa (hairy vetch)
Lineage: Eukaryota; Viridiplantae; Streptophyta; Magnoliopsida; Fabales; Fabaceae
Product: protein FAR1-RELATED SEQUENCE 5-like
Exons: 5
Coding region: 1-2547 (848 amino acids)
Biological process (GO): regulation of DNA-templated transcription
Molecular function (GO): sequence-specific DNA binding; zinc ion binding; DNA-binding transcription factor activity
Source: RefSeq, a predicted model, not a curated record